This is a messenger RNA of Sorghum bicolor (sorghum), 671 nucleotides long. RefSeq names its product procyclic form-specific polypeptide B1-alpha. The transcript is spliced from 2 exons. The record is from RefSeq and is a predicted model, not a curated record. NCBI's taxonomy places the organism in Eukaryota, Viridiplantae, Streptophyta, Magnoliopsida, Poales, Poaceae. Bases 70 to 561 code for a protein of 163 amino acids.
AUAUAGCUAGAGCUUAAUUCUUCUACACAAGAUCUAUCUGUUUAUACGGUUGAAGCGGCAGCACUUGUAAUGGCGAACCACCAUGCCGCCACUAUUCUCCUCCUGAUCGCAUCCCUUUUCGUGGCGGUCACCAUCUCCAGGGCCAACGCGAGGCCCACAAUGCGUCCCAGCAAGAUGGCGGCGCUCCGCCACGACGCAUAUGGACAAGGUUACGUGGCGGAUGCUACGGAGCUAAAGCCAGAGCCGGAGCCGAAACCGACCUGCGACAACUGUGAGCAGCCAAAACCAGAGCCAGAACCAGAGCCGGAGCCAGAGCCGGAGCCAGAGCCAGAGCCAGAGCCGGAACCGAAGCCAAAGCCGGAGCCGGAACCGGAGCCAAAGUCAGAGCUUACUUGUAACAAGGUGCAUGGGGUGCAGACAGGCGAGACAUGCUGUUCCGUGGGGGAGGGCGCGGGGCUGACCCAGGACGAGUUCCUCAGCUUCAACCCCAACCUCUGCUGCGAGAAGCUCUUCGUCGGACAGUGGGUCUGCCUUGAAGCCACAUCCGGUUGUCAUGACUGACUUUAAAUUGGGCUGCCUCCCUGGACCUAGGGUCCCAGACGAUACCGAGUCGUGAUUUGGCUUGAAAAAGGAAGUGUGUCCUAGGAUGGUUUCGUUCUGUGUUAUGUUCC